AUGUUGGGUAUUGUGCCACAGGAUGGAGAGACUCUGCUGAGUAGCUUAGAGGGCGACAGCUACAGCCUGGAGGAGUGUCGACUCUUCAUACUUCAAUGGGCCAAGGAGCUCAACAACCUGCCACAGGUACAUUCUGUGGAGCCCCUGAUGUGUGAGAGCUGGGAGCAGUAUGAGGAGAAGAAAGAGACCCAUCCAGAGGAGGCCGACAGGAGACUGAAGGCGGCCCAGAAACUGCUCUCCUCCUGGGCCACACAGCUGGACACACAGCCCCAGGACUCUGUGCAUCCAUCAGAGGAUGUGAGGGUGGUGUUGGAGGAUCUGGGGAGGCAGUGGAAGAGGGGUCACCUGGCCAACAUGCUGCCUGCCAUGGACUUCAUCAUGUGGAGUGUACUGCAAGACACACCAACACAGGGUGGCAUUCCCCCCCUUUGGCUGAAGACCAAACAGAGAUUCAAGAGUCAAGGAGCUGUGGAACACAUUCCAGACACAGUAUACAGUGUGUUGGAGGAUGAUUUAAUUUAUGACAACUUGUUUACAGUGGAUGUUUCCCUGGACCCUGACACCGCCCACCCUGACUUCAGCAUGUCCCCUGACAAGAAGCGCGUUCGAGUGAAGAACUUUGAAGAAAACCGACAAAAUCCUAGAUGGGACGAUUGCAGAAGUCCCCGUAAAUUUGACGGCUGGUGGUGUGUGCAGGGUAGCCAGGGCUUCUGCUCCGGUAGGGCCUACUGGGAGGUGGGGGUGGCUGGGAAGCAGGACUGGAGGGUGGGGGUGGUGCGGGAGUCAGCACCCAAGAACGGCUUCAUCGACCUCAACACUCAGUCAGGCUACUGGACCCUCCGCUUCCAGAGAGGGGAGCUCCGGGCCUUAUCUGUGCCUGCCAGAGACCUGCCCCUGCCCCAUCCUCUCACCAAACUGGGGGUCUACCUGGAUAUGGAGGAGGGACAGGUGUCCUUCUAUGAUGCUGUGAAGCGCAGACACAUCUACACCUUCAACGAGACCUUCACUGAGAAGAUGUUUCCUGUGUUUGGCACUGUCGAGACAGACUCGGAGCUGGUUAUACUGUAAAUGAAUCAGACUCAAAGCUCGAUAAAUAUAGUAGAGAGCUGGAUAAAUACACGUACAAAGCAACAGUGGAUCACUAUAUAAGCUAUACCAUAAGUGCACCUUAACGAGAGACUGGGUAUGCUUUUUAUCUCCCAGCUCUAUCUAAUGGUUUCUUUAAUCUUAUCCAAUCGAUUAAAAACUAUCAUUCCUUUACCUUGUACAAAAGCCACAGGAUAUUGUUGCAGAACUGUAAAAAAAAAAAAACCUGUAUGAUUGACCUAUCUUCCUGCUGCUUGUAUUUGAUGAAAAUAUCUCUUCCAUUGUUACUUUGUAUAGACUUGAUGUAAUGAAAAAAGGAGACGCACACAAAGCUUGUGUAAUAGAGGCUAACUAGCACAGAGUUGGCGUGGAACGUUGGUAAACCUCCCUCCGAUAACCUCA
Molecule: messenger RNA, 1488 nt
Organism: Engraulis encrasicolus (European anchovy)
Lineage: Eukaryota; Metazoa; Chordata; Actinopteri; Clupeiformes; Engraulidae
Product: butyrophilin subfamily 2 member A2-like
Exons: 7
Coding region: 1-1068 (355 amino acids)
Biological process (GO): protein ubiquitination
Cellular component (GO): cytoplasm
Molecular function (GO): ubiquitin protein ligase activity; protein binding
Source: RefSeq, a predicted model, not a curated record